AUGGAGGAUAGAUAUCCGAAAUGGGGAGAAGAUAAACCGCCUGAUGAUUUAGAUAACAUGAUAGUUGACAUCCUCAGUGAUCAGCUAAACGACAAGUUUUGGGAUGAAGAAUCGCAUACUGAUAUGCCCAUACAAAAGUUGCUUGAGGCUGUCAACAACUUGACUGGAAGAGUAGAAACCAUGGAUGUUAGUGUAGCUGAAAGGGUUAUUAAGACAUUGGAAGCUUCUGUACAAGCUCAGAUGGAUGCUAGAAUGGCUUUAUUUGAGACUGAGUUGAAGAAAAAGAUGGCAAUACUAGAGGAAGAUAUAAAUGUUCUUAAAGGGAAGGAUGAUGAAAAAGUUACAUCCAAUGCCGGCAAAUCCAAAGAACAUGAAGAAGACGACGCUUGUAGCAACACGAUGGUAUGUUUACAUUGUUAUCUAUUGUUUUUUAUGUACAAAAUACUAACUGGUGUUUUAUACUUGACAGUCAUGGAUGGUUCAGACAAAAAAGGUUCAGUUGAUGGAUUACCAAUACAACGCGUCGUCAAAAAAGAGAAGAAUAAGAAGACGGUGCCAGGGAUACAAGUGAAGAUAGAGAAGCCAUUUCCUAUCCCACAGCUAAAUGACCAAUCAAUUUCCGCAGAGAGUUGUGAGGAUCAUCUACAAUGGCAGAAAAGUACAAAUUGUAGACAGGCGUUAGAAGCAAUAGCUUCAAGUAUUGAGGCCAUCUCCAUUGGGAGAUCAAAAGGGGUAAAAAGGGGGGUUCACACGGUUUACGAGGAAAACAGUGGUGAACCCGAGUCUUGUGAGCUUGCUGCGGUGAUACCGGAUCGUCAGGGGUUCGCCACAUGGCGGACCCUGAUUCGUUGA
Eruca vesicaria subsp. sativa (arugula) is the source of this 852-nucleotide messenger RNA. Lineage: Eukaryota; Viridiplantae; Streptophyta; Magnoliopsida; Brassicales; Brassicaceae. The record is from the annotation of a GenBank genome assembly.